CAGAAGCAAAAAAGGACGCUGCUCGAGCCCAUCCUCUCGAACGUCGACCCCCCUGGGCCCCUGCUCGCCGGGACGGGCGCUCGGCCACCUCAGACCCAUCGGGCCCGCUCCGCGGCGGGAGGGCGCGCCAUCCCUUCUGAAAGCACUGGCGCAGACCCCCGAAAGCCUCCUCCUCCUCCUCCUCCUUUUCCUCCUCCUGCUCCCCCUCCCCCUCCUCUUCCUCCUCCUCCUCCUCCUCCUCGUCAGGCUCAUGUCGUUUCGGGGGUCUUCUGCCGGCGAGCUUCGUGCGGCCAGGGCUGCACCAGGCACAGGGGCGCCGCCCUCGGAGCAUCCGGCAGCACGCCAAGGACCCGCGCUCGAAGCUCAGCCUCCUGGAUGACGUGAAGGGCAUGGCGGACGCCCCGAAACGGAAGUACUUGGUGAAGAGCCCAGAGGAAGCUGCCGAAGGCAGGCUCUGGAAGGGCGUUGGGGCCGUCGUGAUCAGUCUGAUCGUGCUCGUCGGGUUUGCGCUCUAUUUCACCAACACCAUGCAGGCGUCCAACGAGGAGGAGGCCGCCGAGGCCAGCGCCCGCCAGCAACCGGCGCAACAGACGGGCUAUAUAUACGCGGGUGGCGAUUUCAUUGUGCCCAACCAGAAGGUCGCGGACGCCCUCAGCACCGGCGCCACAGGGACCUCGAUGCCCGACAGCAUGGGCGCGGUGGUCGACUACAGCCAGCGGGCUGUGCCGAAGGGACCGCGCAGGGUACUGGUCCCCGACAGGGGCCCCACGGCGACAAUCAUCGGCGGCGGCAGGCCAGGCGGCCAAUCCCCCGACUGGUUGGUGAAGUUUGAGAAGGACGGCUACAUCCCCAAGGACCCGUGAGCCCCCGUGUGCGGCCGGCGCGCGCUGCCGCGGGCAGUCCCCCGGACGGCCCGCUGCGCGCGCCGGUGCGGGCCAGAGGGAGGAAGGUUUUAGCGGAGGAGUCCUGCCACUGCUGGAGCGACGCAGGAGGCAUUUCUGGGGUCUCAUUGGGCGCGCGGUGAGCGUGUCCCGUCCACUGCACGGCCCGUCCACCCACCGAAGAGUCAGAGGAGGAUAAGGCAUCGAUACCGCUAUCCUCGCCUCGUCUUUCCCCCUCCUUGGGCCUCCUCGGGGGAGGUCCUCGCCGCC
This is a messenger RNA of Prorocentrum cordatum, 1151 nucleotides long. NCBI's taxonomy places the organism in Eukaryota, Dinophyceae, Prorocentrales, Prorocentraceae. The record is from the annotation of a GenBank genome assembly.